Messenger RNA from Xenopus laevis (African clawed frog), 2428 nucleotides. RefSeq names its product low density lipoprotein receptor class A domain containing 4 L homeolog (gene ldlrad4.L). Gene Ontology annotation, cellular component: Golgi membrane; early endosome membrane. The transcript is spliced from 4 exons. The coding region runs from base 1090 to 1911 and encodes 273 amino acids. Lineage: Eukaryota; Metazoa; Chordata; Amphibia; Anura; Pipidae. Gene Ontology annotation, molecular function: R-SMAD binding. Gene Ontology annotation, biological process: negative regulation of transforming growth factor beta receptor signaling pathway. The record is from RefSeq and is a predicted model, not a curated record.
AACCUGUACAAACUGCGGAGGGGUGUGGGAAGGAAACCUUGCAUUUUUGGAACAAGUUCUUUAUUUUAUGAACUAACUGUCAUUCAGAUGUUUCCAGGAGAAUUACAAAGCAAUUGUGCAGGACACUGAUCCUGCGGUAUAGCUGUGACCAAGCGAGGCUGCCUGUGCAUGAGAGAGAGAACAGAGUAGAAGUGUUCCCUUGGGCAGCUGUGACAUCCACUCUUUUUUUCCCAAGGCAACGCUGGCUGUACAGAGCAUGUGUAAGGAGCUGCCAGCAGUUGGAGACUUUUGGCAAUGAGAGAGAGAAAGAGGAGGGAGGGUAAGGAGGGGUGGUGGCAACAAGCAUCAGACAGAAUCUUGACUAAAGUAGUGAGUAAAGUGUUUCGACUAUGGAAUGACGCACAUUGUGCCUUGAAGCAGAAAUGCGGAAGAAUUAAAGGCCUCUCACAAGGGUCAACAUCUCCCUGUGACAAACAAGCAGCAGAGAACACAGCAGAAAGCCAUGCAUUUGUGGGGAAGUGCUUUUGUGUCACCCUCUCUGUUUUUUUGCUCUGUGAGCGGUUAAAGCUGAAGUGGCUCGUUUAGAGCGAUAGCAGCCAGGAAAAUCAGAAGAAACAUUGGCAGAUCUUCACCGUGUUGUUUGGAUGCUGAGAGAUCUCAAGAAAGGGAAUGAGUCCACCCUUGAGUGAGCUGUUGCUUCUCACGUUUGUUUUAAGCAUUUCUCCUGGUAAAUAUUACUUAAACAGCUGAUGUUUUGCUCCAGACUGCCUGAGGAUAUGAGCCUGCAUGUCUCUUAUCUCGCUUUACAACACAACCACUUUCCUGCCACAGAGCCUCUCACUCUCUCCUGACAGCAGAUGAUAAUUAGUAUAUGCAGGAUUUUCUCUGAGCCUCUGGACUUGGCAUUUUGCACCUGGGACCCUCUGAUAGGGGUGUAAAAAUAGGGGGCUGCAGAAAGAGCUUUCUCGUAACUGAGGACAAGGCAAUUCAUCAUAAAAGUGCAACCUUCAAAUUGAGCUGGGAUGCUUUAAGCACCGAGAAGUUUCAGGGGUUUGGUUGCAUACAUGUCAUUAUCCACAGGAGCUGAUUAUGUCCAGUGAUCGAUUCGACAACACAACAGUGAAGGAUGCUGGAUUAAAAGAUCUGUUUCUGGUAAAAGCUGAACUGGAGUUUGUCCAGAUCAUCAUCAUAAUUGUGGUAAUAACAGUAAUGGUGGUAGUGAUUAUCUGCCUUCUUAAUCACUACAAACUCUCUUCGUGGUCCUUCAUUAACCGGCAAAGCCAAAGUAGAAGACGGGAAGAAGUCUUGCAGCCGGAAGCCUGUUUGUGGCCAUCAGACAACUCGGUGGUGAGACAAGAAGCAUCGGAGAUCAUGUAUGCACCAAGGUCAAGGGACAGGUUCAUCACUCCUUCCUUUAUGCAGAGAGAUCGUUUCAGCCGUUUCCAGCCAACAUAUCCUUACAUACAGCAUGAAAUUGACCUCCCUCCGACAAUCGCCCUCUCUGAUGGAGAGGAACCUCCGCCCUACCAGGGGCCAUGCACUCUGCAGUUACGGGACCCAGAGCAACAGAUGGAGCUCAAUCGAGAAUCUGUCAGGGCACCCCCAAACAGAACCAUUUUUGACAGCGACUUAAUAGAUAUUUCAGUGUAUAAUGGGGGGCCUUGCCCACCAAGCAGCAAUUCAGGCAUCAGUGCAACCAAUUAUAGCAGCAAUGGCAGAAUGGAAGGUCCACCACCGACUUACAAUGAAGUCAUGGGACAUUAUCCAGGGUCGUCUUAUUUCCACCACCAGCAAAACAACACUUCUCCCUUGUCUCAAAGAGGCAGCAGGCUUCACUUUCAACAGACCAGUUCAGAGAGCACAAAAGUCCCCAUCAAUGGAAAAGACAGGCAACCAGGAAACCUUGUCUAAGUCCUACAUGCCCUUAGUCUGAAUGAAAUCAUCAGAGCUACAUGAUGGCCCCAUGGGAUCUGGUACACAGAGCUGCGGAGUAUCCAGUGGUACAGUUUAGUUAUACCAAAUGCACACACUUUACUGUAUACACACUCUCUGAGACAACUCACUCAAGCUUCCUUUUUUCCUAAAUCGCCUAAAGCCAUUGUUAUCAGGAAGAAUCUAUUUGCUAUUAAAUUUACAUUUUGGAAACAGCACAGAAAACUAGCCAGCAGAGCGACUAACGGCAUUGACAAAUAAGCGUUACAAUGCUCAUUUGGCCAGGCUAAGGACUUUGGCAGAUGGCCAGUGUUUUUUUGAUCAUUUUUUUUUUACUUUCAGGGAAAAUGUAAGGGAAGUGUUAAUUAUUUUAUAGGAAUCCAUAUUUGGAGUGCGUGCGCCAAGAUCAACUGGACUAAGUUUAAUGCAAGGAGUGGACUGAUGAAUGAAAUAGUGAAUCUGUUGCACUAAAUGAUUGUGGAGAGUAUAAAUGUCA